AUGCAUCUGUCGGCGCUGAUUCUCAUUGGCUGCAUUUCGGCAACGCUCGCGACCGCCAACACCACCGAAUUGCCAAGCAAUCCAACGCGCGAAGAUUAUGAGGGGCUCAUGUUCCAGCCAGCAUUUUUCGACUUCAUCAAACGAGCCUAUGCUCCAGUUGUCGUAUACGGCGCGCACGUGUUCACCGAGCUCGAAGAGCUCACAAAAGAGGCCGACUCUCUCGACGAGCAAACCGCAAUCAUAAACGCUUAUGUCGUGAACCAAUACGAACUGCUCACAAAAAAUUUAUUUAAUUAA
Caenorhabditis bovis is the source of this 297-nucleotide messenger RNA. The record is from the annotation of a GenBank genome assembly. NCBI's taxonomy places the organism in Eukaryota, Metazoa, Nematoda, Chromadorea, Rhabditida, Rhabditidae.